CUCGUUCAGCUCUGAAUUUCAUCGGGGGCAACCAGGUCUUGGGCGAUCCGGCCGAUGGAGACGGCAGCGAGACAGGGAGAAUCCUGAAUGUGGUGUUAGAAUGUUCGUGUCCCCGGCGGAGAUUACUUCACCGUGCGGUGCCUCCGUGCUGAUCGCCGGUCGUUAACGACGGCGCGCCAUGGUCUGAGUAUGCGUCUGCCCAGAGAAAAGCUUGAGCUCAGCCGCCCUUUCGAAUUUUAGGUUCUCGAUGCAUCAGAUCAAGCACAUGAUAAGCAGGUCAAGGGCUGUGAUGGAAUGGCGCACAGACUACGUUCGACAGAAUGCCCAAACAGAAACAUGGGCAUGUAAUAUAGUGGUCUACCGUAAUUUGCAAUGGCACGAAAUUGCCCUGCUGCCCUCUCUUUGUUCAGCGAAGCUUGCUGGUGGUCCAUCCCUCCGCGGUCUCUGUAAUGUACUGGUAAUACACUAGUGUUUCCUUCAAUAUCUUUUCCUCUUCAUCGUUUUCAUCACUUUCUUUGUUUCAUUUGUUUGUGAACUUAGUAUAAACAAGAACGACGUACUAAAUUGGUACAAUCCCCAUCAUCAACCAUAGCCUGUAUCUUUUACUAGUUCUUUUUAAGUGGUAUAUUCCUGGAUACUCGAGGCCACAUAAGCUGGAAAGCGAUGGUGCGGUUGUAAAUAGCAACCACCGACAAUAACAAGAGAAGCUAGAAGUAAACUGCUGACUGCUUUGGGGGGUAUCUUCUUGGAAAAAUAAAAGAUUCCAUUUCAGAACAGGCCAAGGGUGGUACUUAGUGGGUGUGCUACUGUUAAAUAAUUACAUCAAGCUUCCUGUAUGGUUGGAUGAUUAGUUUGGAAGCAUGCUUACUGAGCAAUGCAGGACUUUUGUGGAAUCGUCGUUACCCACUCAAAAUCCCCACAGCUCAUUUUCCAUUUUUAAUUCAAGGAGCUGUCCACUAACCAAAGAUAUACUCAGUUUUGUGAUCCUGAUAGCAUACUCAUUACCUACCAACUCCAUCUUUCAAGAAAAGUUUCGUAUAGCUCCAUCUACACAACCAUGUUAGAGGGUGUCAUCUGGUUGCUAAUCCUGAAGCUUAGGGACGCCCUCACAAAUGAAACUGUUCAGAUAGGGAAGUCGUUUAUUGCCUAUGAAGCAUCUGCUCUGCAAGACCUAUUUGGUGAAAUAAGGAAAAUGAAGGAGGAAUUGGAGAGCAUGCAAGCCUUCUUCCGAACUGCUGAGCGGUUCAAGGAUGCGGAUGAGACAACUGUUGCAUUUGUGAAGCAAAUCAGGGGUCUCGCUUUUAACAUCGAGGAUGUUAUUGACGAGUUCACCUACAAGUUGGGGGAAGACCGUGAGGCGAUGUUUCUGUUGAAAGCAAUUAGGAGGGUCAGGCAAAUCAAGACAUGGUAUCGCCUAGCCAACAGUUUGCGUGAUAUCAAAGCCAACCUCAAGCGUGCUGCAGAGAGAAGGCACAGAUAUGACCUGAAGGGUGUUGAAAGGGAUGCAAAACUAACAAGAGUAGGCAGCUUAAAUAGAAGAUCUGCAGAAUCUGUACAUUUUAAAAGGGAAGAUGAUCUUGUGGGGAUUGCAGAGACUAGAAACUUGCUGAUGAAAUGGAUGAAAGAUGAGGAGCAGCAACACAUGAUAAUCACUGUUUGGGGCAUGGGAGGUGUUGGUAAGACAACACUUGCUGCUCAUGUCUACAACGCCAUCAAGACUGAUUUUGACACUUGUGCUUGGAUCACUGUGUCUCAUAGCUAUGAAGCUGAUGAUUUGCUCAAACAAAUUGUUGAAGAGUUCCGAAAGAAUGACAGGAAGAAGGAAUUUCCAAAGGAUGUUGAUGUCACAGAUUACAGAAGUCUAGUGGAGACAAUCCGACGUUACCUAGAGAACAAAAGGUAUGUUCUUGUUUUAGAUGAUGUUUGGAGUGUGAAUGUUUGGUUUGACAGCAAAGAUGCAUUUUCUGCUUGCAAACUUGGUCGGAUAAUUUUCACAUCAAGGAUAUACGAGGUUGCACUGCUUGCUUCCGAAGCCCAAAUGAUUAACUUGCAACCCUUGCAAAAUCACUAUGCAUGGGAUCUGUUUUGCAAAGAGGCAUUUUGGAAGAAUGAAAAUAGUGAUUGUCCACCAGAAUUGCAUGAUUGGGCGCACAAGUUUGUAGAAAAAUGCAAUGGUUUGCCAAUUGCUAUUGUAUGCAUUGGGCGCCUCCUGUCAUUCAAGAGCGCAACAUUUUUGGAGUGGGAGAAUGUGUACAAAACUCUUGAGAUGCAAUUUACAAACAAUUUCAUACUGGAUAUGAACAUAAUAUUGAAGGUUAGUUUGGAAGACUUGCCACACAACAUGAAAAACUGCUUUCUUUACUGCUGCAUGUUCCCUGAGAAUCAUGUGAUGCAAAGGAAAUGGCUAGUACGGCUCUGGGUUGCAGAAGGAUUUAUUGAAGAGAGUGAGCAUAAGACACUGGAGGAGGUUGCAGAAGAUUACUUGACCGAGCUCAUCAAUCGAUGUCUGUUAGUGGAGGUUAAGAGGAAUGAAACAGGGUAUGUUGAUGAUUUCCAAAUGCAUGAUAUCCUUCGUGUAUUAGCCCUUUCUAAGGCACGCGAAGAGAACUUUUGCAUUGUCCUUGAUUACUCAAGGACUCAUCUUAUUGGGCAAGCUCGCCGCUUAUCAAUACAAAGAGGGGAUAUUGCACACCUUGCAGAAUCUGUGCCACAUCUCCGCUCCUUGCUUGUUUUCCAAAACUCACUUAGUUUUGGUUCACUUCGUUCAUUCUCAAGGUCUGUUAAGUUAAUGUCUGUCUUGAAUCUGCAAGAUAGUUCAAUCGAGUGUCUGCCAAAUGAGGUGUUUGAUUUGUUCAAUCUGCGCUAUCUGGGCCUUAGACGAACUAAAAUUGCAACUAUCUCAAGGUUGAUUGGAAGGCUACAGAAUCUGCUUGUAUUUGACGCUUGGAAAAGCAAAAUUACCAACCUACCAGCAGAAAUCACAAGGCUGUGUAAGUUGACACAUCUUAUUGUAACUGUGAAACCAUUGAUACCAUGUUUGCAAUAUGUUCCUUCUAUUGGUGUACCAGCACCUGUUGGUGGUAUGUGUUCUCUGGCAAGUCUCCAGACAUUAUUGCUCGUGGAAUCUAGUUCUGAAAUGGUCAAUUACCUUGGUGCUCUAGUUCUAUUGAGAUCAUUCCGGAUCAGUAAAGUUCAAGGUCGCCAUUGUGAUAAGUUGUUUGUAGCUAUUACCAAUAUGGUUCGUCUAACCCGGCUUGGGAUCCAAGCAAAUGAUGACGAGGAAGUUCUGCAACUUGAUGCACUCAAUCCACCUCCACUACUUCAGAAAAUUUUCUUGCUGGGGACAUUAGCUAAAGAAUCAUUACCUCGAUUUUUCUUAUCGAUUAGUAAACUGAAAUGCCUCUCCAUUCUACGGCUGGUCUGGUCAAAACUUCAGGAGGAUAUGUUUUGUUAUCUUGAGGAAUUACAGCAGUUGGUGAAGCUUCAGCUUUAUGAUGCAUUUGAUGGCAAUAAUAUGUACUUCCGGGCAACGUCAUUUCGGAAACUUCGAGUACUGAAAAUCUGGGGAGCUCCACAUCUCAGCCAGAUGACGAUAGAAAGAGGGGCCAUGCCCAGCUUGGUUGAUUUGAAGCUCCUGCUCUGUCCGGAGUUGAAGUUGUUGCCAGGUGGCAUCGAACAUGUGAGCACUCUUGAAGAGCUGACUUUGAAUUCUACCGCUGAAGAGCUUGUGAACAGGGUUCGACAGAAGAAAGAGGAGAACAUAUCACAUGUUCAGAGAGUUUACGUGGGUUUCGUCAGGAACGGCGAGCUGGCUGCAGAGAGGAUUCAGUAAAUACAUCUCCAUCCAGACUGUCAUUGUUUCUUCUCUUCUAUAAUUUCUUCAGUCAUGUGAUGUAACAUGGAACCUUCUAUUUUUACCC
Messenger RNA from Lolium perenne, 3920 nucleotides. RefSeq names its product disease resistance protein RPM1-like. Lineage: Eukaryota; Viridiplantae; Streptophyta; Magnoliopsida; Poales; Poaceae. The record is from RefSeq and is a predicted model, not a curated record. Gene Ontology annotation, biological process: defense response to other organism. Gene Ontology annotation, molecular function: ADP binding.